This is a messenger RNA of Vidua macroura (Pin-tailed whydah), 5148 nucleotides long. It is a transcript of the gene TNPO1, whose product is annotated as transportin 1. NCBI's taxonomy places the organism in Eukaryota, Metazoa, Chordata, Aves, Passeriformes, Viduidae. Gene Ontology annotation, molecular function: small GTPase binding; nuclear import signal receptor activity. The record is from RefSeq and is a predicted model, not a curated record. The coding region runs from base 750 to 3521 and encodes 923 amino acids. The transcript has 26 exons. Gene Ontology annotation, biological process: protein import into nucleus. Gene Ontology annotation, cellular component: nucleus; cytoplasm.
UUCACAUUUUAGACCAGUUUUAAACAGAAUUCGGUUAGUAUAAUACAUAAAAAUAACUACAUACAUACAUGUGUAAUGCAUAUUUUACAUAUAUAUAUAUAUGUAUCUAAAUUAUCAAUUUUAACCCGAAAUCUCCCGUGAUAUAUUUUGGGGUUCAGUUUAAGAUACAGUAAGUAUUCAAAGCAGUUUCUUUGGAGUUUGCACGCCCCAGCCUCCCCCUAUUUCCAUGCGUACUUCGUCUUGUUUUCUCUUUACACGUGGAAUUGGGAACUUACGAGAUCCGUUCAGCGCUCAGCCAAAUGACGUAGAAGUGCAGCAGGUACCACGUUCCUGACCCCGGAGUCUGAUUUCGCGCCCGCACUGCUGUUUCGCGGGAAGGCGGGAGCCUCGCACUCGAUGCCGGGCGCUAUCCCAGGGGGCUGGGCCGAGCCCGGGGCGCCCCUUCGCUCCUCGCCUGUCGCGUUCGCUGUAGGUUUCUGUCUGUUCUCGGGUGGGUGGCGUGGGCUUCCCGUUUCCCUUCGUCCAGGAUUGAGGUGCUCGCGUUCUGUCGCCCGCAGGCUUCUGGCAGUGUGGGACGCACCGCGGAAAGGCGGACGGCGGCGCCGGCGGCCCCGAGGCGGCCCGGGCGGGCGGAGCCGUGCCCGGCGCUAGGACCCAGCAGGACGCGAGGCGGCUCCUCGGGCCGGAUCACAAAUUCGUCGUGACUCAGUCUCUGCUCAGCGCGGAGGCAGCGGGAGCAGACAGCCAAGAUGGAGUACGAGUGGAAGCCCGACGAGCAGGGGCUCCAACAGAUCCUGCAGCUGCUCAAGGAGUCCCAGUCCCCGGACACCACCACGCAGAGAGCCGUGCAACAAAAACUGGAACAACUCAAUCAGUAUCCAGAUUUCAACAACUACCUGAUCUUUGUUCUUACAAAGUUGAAGUCUGAAGGUCCCUCUGGAUGGCAUCCCUUCCUUCUGUUGUGUGCUGUUCAACUGUGCUGCUCAACUUUGUCAUGUGCAGAUCUGCUAAGGGAGCACUCAGUCCCAGAUGAGCCAACACGUUCCUUGAGUGGUCUUAUCUUGAAGAAUAAUGUAAAAGCACAUUUUCACAACUUUCCAAAUGGGGUAACUGACUUCAUUAAAAGUGAAUGUCUGAACAACAUUGGUGAUUCCUCCCCCUUAAUUAGAGCUACUGUAGGCAUUCUGAUAACAACCAUUGCCUCAAAAGGGGAGUUACAGAAUUGGCCUGAACUCUUGCCAAAGCUUUGCAGCCUGUUGGAUUCUGAAGAUUACAAUACCUGUGAGGGUGCUUUUGGUGCUCUUCAGAAGAUAUGUGAAGAUUCUGCUGAAAUUUUAGAUAGUGAUGUGUUGGACCGGCCACUCAAUAUCAUGAUACCUAAGUUCUUGCAGUUCUUCAAGCACAGCAGUCCAAAAAUACGGUCUCAUGCAGUAGCAUGUGUCAAUCAAUUUAUCAUCAGCAGAACUCAAGCUCUUAUGUUGCACAUAGAUUCUUUUAUUGAGAAUCUUUUUGCACUGGCUGGUGAUGAGGAGCCUGAAGUACGCAAAAAUGUUUGCCGUGCUCUUGUAAUGUUGCUGGAAGUUCGAAUGGAUCGCCUGCUUCCUCACAUGAUUAGUAUAGUAGAGUACAUGCUUCAAAGGACCCAGGACCAAGAUGAAAAUGUGGCUUUGGAGGCAUGUGAAUUUUGGCUGACUUUGGCUGAACAGCCAAUUUGUAAAGAGGUAUUGUGUCGGCAUCUUACUAAGCUGAUACCUGUGCUUGUAAAUGGUAUGAAAUAUUCAGAGAUUGAUAUUAUUCUGUUGAAGGGGGAUGUUGAAGAAGAUGAAGCUAUUCCAGAUAGUGAGCAGGAUAUAAGGCCUCGUUUCCAUCGUUCGAAGACAGUGGCUCAGCAACAUGAAGAAGAUGGUAUUGAAGAUGAUGACGAUGAUGAUGAUGAACUUGAUGAUGAUGAUACUAUUUCUGACUGGAAUUUAAGGAAAUGUUCUGCUGCUGCUCUAGAUGUCCUAGCUAAUGUAUUUCGUGAUGAACUUCUACCACACAUCUUGCCACUGUUGAAGGAAUUGCUCUUCCACCCCGAGUGGGUAGUUAAAGAAUCUGGUAUCCUUGUUCUUGGUGCAAUUGCUGAAGGCUGCAUGCAGGGUAUGAUUCCAUAUCUUCCAGAGCUAAUCCCUCACCUUAUUCAGUGCCUCUCUGACAAAAAGGCUCUUGUGCGCUCCAUUACAUGCUGGACUCUUAGUCGCUAUGCACACUGGGUAGUUAGUCAACCCCCAGACACAUACUUGAAGCCAUUAAUGACUGAGUUGCUAAAGCGUAUCUUGGACAGCAACAAGAGAGUACAAGAAGCUGCCUGCAGUGCCUUUGCUACUCUAGAAGAGGAGGCUUGUACAGAACUUGUUCCUUAUCUUGCAUAUAUACUUGACACUUUGGUCUUCGCAUUUAGUAAAUACCAGCAUAAAAACCUGCUCAUUCUUUAUGAUGCUAUAGGAACUCUAGCAGAUUCUGUAGGACAUCAUCUAAAUAAACCAGAAUAUAUUCAGAUGCUAAUGCCUCCAUUGAUCCAGAAGUGGAACAUGCUGAAGGAUGAAGAUAAAGAUCUCUUCCCUUUAUUAGAGUGCCUGUCAUCAGUUGCUACUGCCUUGCAAUCUGGCUUUCUUCCAUACUGUGAACCUGUGUACCAGCGCUGUGUAAAUCUGGUGCAGAAGACACUUGCACAAGCCAUGUUGCAUAAUGCUCAGCCAGACCAAUAUGAGGCUCCAGAUAAAGAUUUCAUGAUCGUGGCUCUUGAUUUACUCAGUGGUUUAGCUGAAGGACUUGGAGGCAACAUUGAACAGCUAGUGGCUCGCAGCAAUAUCCUGACACUAAUGUAUCAAUGCAUGCAGGACAAAAUGCCUGAGGUACGGCAGAGUUCUUUUGCAUUGUUAGGUGACCUGACAAAGGCAUGUUUUCAGCAUGUUAAACCUUGCAUCGCUGAUUUCAUGCCAAUUUUGGGAACCAACCUAAACCCGGAAUUCAUUUCUGUGUGUAACAAUGCCACCUGGGCAAUUGGAGAAAUCUCUAUCCAGAUGGGUAUAGAAAUGCAGCCUUAUAUUCCAAUGGUCUUGCACCAGCUUGUAGAAAUAAUUAACAGACCCAACACACCAAAGACGUUGUUAGAGAACACAGCAAUAACAAUUGGUCGUCUUGGUUACGUUUGUCCUCAAGAGGUGGCCCCCAUGCUACAGCAGUUUAUAAGACCCUGGUGCACCUCUCUGCGAAACAUAAGAGACAAUGAGGAAAAGGAUUCAGCGUUCCGUGGGAUAUGUACCAUGAUUACUGUCAACCCCAGUGGAGUAGUCCAAGACUUUAUUUUUUUUUGUGAUGCUGUUGCAUCAUGGAUUAGCCCAAAAGAUGAUCUUCGAGACAUGUUCUGUAAGAUUCUUCAUGGAUUUAAAAAUCAAGUUGGGGAUGAGAAUUGGAGGCGUUUCUCUGACCAGUUUCCUCUUCCCUUAAAAGAGCGCCUUGCAGCUUACUAUGGAGUUUAACCUCAUGCACUGUAGCUGCAGUCCCAUAAUUAGAGGUCCUUCAGUCUGGGAGACUAUGAGGGAGCCUCUGCACCCAGGGAAAAUGUUACCCUUUACUGGGGGGAAGGGUAAACCAGUAGGGAAUACAGUACAAUCCCAACCCUACUGGGAGGGGCGGGAGGGAGGUGUUGCCGUCACUGUAUUAAGUCGAUGUUGGGAAAUGUUUUAACAUCUGGAGCCUUUGUGGGUGGAAAUCUGUCUCCUAUUACACCUCUGCACUGGAUGUGAAGAAAAAAAAAAGAAUCUAGUCACAAAACAGCACAUUCUGGAAUAUUGUGGGGAUUUGUAUCAAAAUAAGAAACCAUAUAAUUGAACCAUAGGGAUACGUAAAGAGGAAAAAUAUUUUGCGCACAAUAAAGGAAACCUAAGAAUGGGGGUCACAAACAGUAAAAGGCUUUCUUUUUUGUUUUCUGUUUUUUUAAGUAAGGGUUUUCUACAUUAUUUCAUCCUGCUUGAUGGGAUUCCUAGAUAUUUGCAUGUUAAUGAAGAACUACACAAACGAAGUUAGUACAGUUAAAAUGCAGCUUGUGUCUGUAUUAGGAACAGGCACUUGCAGUGUACAGUAUAGAAACCCCAUCGUAAAAUAAUAAAGGUUAACUUGGACAAAAUGAAGCAACCUGCAAGCUGCCAAAUAAGUCACUCCUUUCAUUUUUGGGGUAAGGAGAGGGACACUGCAAAGGAAAGAUUGACAUCUUAAUUUUUACAUUAAGAAAAACAACCAAGGUAGUGGAUACGAUUUUAUUAUUGUACUUUGUUAGUUUUGAUUUCUAGAGUAAGGCAUUAUUCUUAACUUGCAGUUUAAGGUUCAGGCAUGCAUUCUGGCUCAUAGUGAUCAGAAGUAAUUUUAAUUAGUGGGAAAGUAGCAUGCUUGCAUCACAUAGAGUGAAAUUGGUAUACAUUUACCUAUGUUGCACCAGUUUUGUGUUGCAGUUUACCAAUUCAAUAUAGCCCUGCAUUUAAAAUUCCUUUUUAAGAUUCAGUGGAAUUUAUUUUUAUUAAGAAUAUAGAUAUAAAGUACUGUAGUUAACAAUUAGGCCUUGAAAUACCUUUUUAGGAUCUGUUAAGAAUAAGAUUGAUAUUGUAUUGUGUGUAACCUGCACAAUGUGGAAAGCUGAUAUAGCUGUGCAAAAUAUUUGCCUCUGUGCUGUCAGUGUGAUGUGCUUUCUGCAUGGUUAUAUACUAGUGAUUUUAUCAGAAUCUCUAAAAUGAAUUACAUGGUAAGACCCGUUAAAGGCUGCAUAAAUGUUAGUUGGCACGUAAAGACAAUUGUAGAAGUUGAUUACAAGAUUGCUAUAUUUGUGUUUAUUCCCACUCAACGUAUUAUCUUCUACGCUUUCUUUUUGUUCAAAGCAUGAUCUUAAAAGAUGUUUAAGUUAAUGGAUGUAAUGCAGGGUAUCUACACUGUAUCGGCGCAUGUUGGUGGCCCUUUGUGAUGUAGUUAAAUGCACAGGGGUGCAAGUUUAAAGCUACAGAGUGAAAGUUGGUUUGGAUCCUCUUCAUUUCAUUUGUUUAGCUUUUCUGUUGUGUUUUUUUUUUUCUCUACUUACAUGUAUUCCUGUGAAUAAAUCCUCGUUAAGUUAACGCUUUA